AUAAUAACCCUCUCUUCUUUUUUGUUAUUUAAAAAAAAAAGGCGUUUUAUUUUUUGUUUUUAGUCCCCUCCCAUACGAAAUUUGAAUCCACACCGACUCCGGAGUGACUGGCAUUCCCCCCAGUUACGGCCCAUCCAUCGUUCUCAAUGGUUUAGCUCCUUUUAUUUCCUUGGGUUGUUAACCGCGCUGGCCGUUUUGUUUCUCGAUUAUUCGCAGCUUGGUUUUUCACUGAUUAUUCAAAUUCCCUUUCCACCUUGGGGAAGGUCGUUUUUUUUCUUAGUGUUGCUGGUUUUCCCUUUUUUUUUUGAAACGAAAUUUUGCGGAAGUGUUGCCGGGGUCCUCCUAAACUCCAACACUUGUGUGUGUGUCACUUUACGACCGAAACUCGUCGAGUACACACACACACACACGUUACCAAAAGUGUUGUUGUUGUGCUCUCAGUGUGUGUGAGUGUGUGUGACGUUGUUGUACAACUGUUGUUGUUGUUUGAGAGUCGCCAACUUUUCCUUCAUGACGGAAAAUUCACUGCCGACCUCCGUUCAUCCUCAGAUUCACCCGCCUAUGACCACCGCCAUGGGCCGGUUACUCAAAUUUUGCACAAUCAAAGUCACUGGGCGAAUCCUUGACGUCAUCGUCCUCGUUCUCGUUAUUGGAGGAUUGAGCUUGUCCUACUCUGGGCUGAUCCGCCCUCGUGGAGCAGGAUUCUACUGUGAUGACCACACCAUCAAAUUCCCCUACAGAGGGGACACUGUUUCGGUUGUGCAACUCUUUCUUGGAAGUCUGCUGGCACCGAUAUUCUUUAUUCUGCCAAUUGAACUGGUGAAGAAAUGGAGAAAGUCGCGGGAGGCAGCGGUUCGCUCUUAUUUGGCGAGCGCCUGGAAGAAAUCGUGGUCGGUUUGGAGGGCUGUGCUUCUAGGAAAUUUAUCGGUUCUAGUAUUGACAGAGAUCUCCAAGAGUUUGAUCUCUGAAGCGCGCCCACACUUUUGGGACACUUGCCAACCGAACGUCACCAAAGAAAUCUGCGAUUCGGGUUAUAUCGUCGACUUCAAUUGCACCUCGGAUUACAGCAAUCGUAAGAUCUUGGAUGCACAGAAAUCGUUUCCUUCGGGUCACACUUCCGUCUCCUUUUUCGUGGCCGCCUUCAUGAUGUGGUACUUAGAUCGCGCCGUUCACUGGCGCCAUUCCUACUUCUUUAAGCCGUGCCUUCAACUCGUGUGGGCGUGUUUCGCAAUCCUCUGCGCGCUGACUCGUAUCACCGACCGAAGACACCACUGGUGGGACGUGUUGGCCGGAGGCACCUUGGGAUUGUCAGUCGCUUUCAUGCUGGUUCAAGCCGUGAGUCGGAGUAUUCGAUGGGGAGACGACGACGACUCUGAUUCCGCCAGUAAUGACUCAACAAAUCAGUUCAAGGACGGCAGCGGUCGUGCAGAUUUCCAACUCAAGUCGAACAAUCCCUCGUCAAACAACAAACGACCUUCCGUUCGCCGGCUGCUCUCCACUUCCUCGGCUGCCACAACUAUCGCAGAAGACAGCGAAAUCAAUAUUUAAAGAAGAGCUUCAUUCUUGGCCCCACUUUUUUUUUGUUUUGUUUCAAUUGUUGUGUUGACAUUCAUCGUGCGAUUUUUUUAAAAACACAAAUACUACGUCAAACGAAGUUAUUAUUAAUACUUUCUCCCAUUUUUCCGCGUAAAGAUGCAUUCACUCGACGAUGGACUGUAAUUAUAGAGCAACGUCCCAUCCAAGUGCCGCUUCAGUAUGUUUUGUUUUGAUUUCGCCUUGCAUAGUGACAGUGGCACCGGGUCUUUUAUUAUUAUCUUAUUGCCUUUGAUUAUCAGACGAAAAGAAAAGAAACCUAUACGUUACGCUGUUAUCGGUCUGUGAAUAUACUGAAAGAAUAUACGUAGGAAUAAGA
This is a messenger RNA of Daphnia pulicaria, 1912 nucleotides long. RefSeq names its product phospholipid phosphatase 3-like. Bases 511 to 1548 code for a protein of 345 amino acids. Gene Ontology annotation, molecular function: phosphatidate phosphatase activity. Gene Ontology annotation, biological process: signal transduction; phospholipid dephosphorylation; phospholipid metabolic process. The record is from RefSeq and is a predicted model, not a curated record. The transcript is spliced from 7 exons. Lineage: Eukaryota; Metazoa; Arthropoda; Branchiopoda; Diplostraca; Daphniidae.